Molecule: messenger RNA, 606 nt
Organism: Grammomys surdaster
Lineage: Eukaryota; Metazoa; Chordata; Mammalia; Rodentia; Muridae
Gene: Rps27a
Product: ribosomal protein S27a
Exons: 5
Coding region: 104-574 (156 amino acids)
Biological process (GO): modification-dependent protein catabolic process; translation; protein ubiquitination
Cellular component (GO): cytoplasm; ribosome; nucleus
Molecular function (GO): protein tag activity; structural constituent of ribosome; ubiquitin protein ligase binding
Source: RefSeq, a predicted model, not a curated record
UGCUCUGUUGCCUGGCUCUGUCUAGUGGCCCUACGCGUCGCUCUCACCGGUGUCGUCGGGUCUAAUCCGUCUCUUUUCGAAUGCAGGUGGAGCUGCAGCCACGAUGCAGAUUUUUGUGAAGACCCUUACGGGGAAGACCAUCACGCUCGAGGUUGAACCCUCGGACACUAUAGAAAAUGUAAAGGCCAAGAUCCAGGAUAAGGAAGGAAUUCCUCCUGAUCAGCAGAGGUUGAUCUUUGCUGGUAAGCAGCUGGAAGAUGGCCGUACUUUGUCUGACUACAACAUUCAAAAGGAGUCUACCCUUCAUCUUGUGUUGAGACUUCGUGGUGGUGCUAAGAAAAGGAAGAAGAAGUCUUACACCACUCCCAAGAAGAAUAAGCAUAAGAGGAAGAAGGUUAAGUUGGCUGUGCUGAAAUAUUAUAAGGUGGAUGAAAAUGGCAAAAUCAGCCGACUUCGUCGUGAGUGUCCUUCUGAUGAAUGUGGUGCUGGAGUUUUCAUGGGUAGCCACUUUGACAGGCAUUACUGUGGCAAGUGUUGUCUGACUUACUGCUUCAACAAACCAGAAGACAAGUAGUUGUAUAUGAGUUAAUAAAAAGAAGGAACUGA